Molecule: messenger RNA, 1569 nt
Organism: Schizosaccharomyces octosporus yFS286
Lineage: Eukaryota; Fungi; Ascomycota; Schizosaccharomycetes; Schizosaccharomycetales; Schizosaccharomycetaceae
Product: tubulin-tyrosine ligase
Exons: 3
Coding region: 186-1427 (413 amino acids)
Biological process (GO): protein modification process
Cellular component (GO): P-body
Source: RefSeq, a predicted model, not a curated record
UUUAAUAAUGAGUCCCCUAAAUAUGUCAACGUGUACUGUUGUGUUUCAACCAAAAAGAUUUUAAUCUGCUUUUCCUAAUUCCCAAGAAAAAGAUAAAUAAUAAACAAAUUUUCCUUGGCUUCGUCUUCAUUUCUUUCCUCCGUUGCAAAUUUCUUCAUCAAAUCCUUCGUUACAAGUACCACUCGAUGUCUGGAUCAGAAGACACUAUUCCGGUGUAUGUCAACUACAGGGACCCAUAUGUAGAGCCGAAAAUUAAGAAUGCAUUAGUAGAGAGCGGAAUUCCGUUAAAAUUUGUUGAUUCAAAAGCUGAUGCUAAGUUAUUCUGGGCGCAAUAUGAAGACAUAGACUUUGACAAGCUUUACAGUGAUGCUGGGACAAUGGCAUGUUCAUAUGUUAUACGAAAAGCACUCAUACGUAAAGAAUAUUUAUGGAACACUGUGGUAUAUUAUCUAGCGAAGAAUCCGAAUUCAAUUCUGAAAACUGCUGUCCCUGAAGCAUUCUCUUUAGAGCUAGAUUAUGCAGAAUUUUUAGACGAUUCGCUUAUGGAGUCGUAUGAGCUUCGACAGGAGCUUGAAAAUAAUGAAGCGUUAGAGCCCCAGCAAAGAAAAUGGUAUAUACUGAAACCAAGCAUGUGCGAUGGUGCACAAGGGAUUCGUAUUUUCUCUACAAUUGAGGAACUACAAGCUAUAUUUGAUUCGUUUGACGAAGCCUUAAGUGAUGAAGAUGAAGAGCUUAACAAGUCAUCUUGUGAAAACGAGGUAGAAAAUGCAGAUACAUGCACGGUUAAUGAUCGCAAUCCAGAAAACAAAAUUGUUAUUCAUCAGAUUCGCCAUUUCCUGGUCCAAAAAUACAUUGCUAAUCCUUUAUUGCUAAAUAAUAGGAAAUUCCAUAUCCGAGCAUAUGUUUUAGCCGUAGGUGGCUUAUCGGUGUAUUUGUUCAAAGAAAUGUUGUGUUUGCUUGCCAGAGACGAAUACAAGUCUCCUCAUGUCGGAAGUGAAAUCAACCUGUAUAGUCAAUUGAGCAACACAUGUAUCCAAGGAGAAGCUCCAAGAGAGGCUUCGGUACAAGCAUUUUGGAAUAGUUCUAUUAAGAAUAAGGAGAAAAUUUUUGAUUCUCUUGUACAAACUCUGGGAGAUGUUUUUGAAGCUGCUGCAACUACACAACGAAUUCAUUUUCAGCCUUUAAACAAUUCCUUUGAAAUUUUUGGUGUUGACUUCAUGGUCGACGAAGCUGAUCAAGUGCACUUACUUGAAGUGAAUGCUUAUCCAGACUUUAGACAAACUGGUGACGAACUGUCUGGGUUAGUUGAAAGAUUAUUCAAGUCUGUAGUUCAUACUGCGAUCGUCCCUUUUUUUGAUUCAAAGAACAAGUAUGAGACUUCUUCUGAUUUAGUAUUAGCCCGUGAAUUAAAGAUGUAUGGGUUUUAAACUAGAAAUAGAACUUGUUUUUUACGGGUUCUUUGAUGUCACAAUUCUGUCAGUUAGAGGGUUGUAUUAGUUUUUGAGUUUGUCAUAAAAAAAAUAAGGUAUAUACGGAAUAAAGUUAAUAAAAAUUUAAAGUUUAUAGAAG